GCUUGCGCGCGUGAGCUGAGCCGGUGGGUGAGCGGCGGCCACGGCAUCCUGUGCUGUGGGGGCUACGAGGAAAGGACCUCCCACCCUCCCCCACUGAGCUGCCUUCCCAGUGAUGAAAGAAAAAAUGUAAAAGCCUGAAAACCCUUCUUCUUGAUUUUUAAUUUUUUUUUUUCCCUCUAAGACCUUAACCACUCUGGAUAGUAUCACGGGGUAUCAGUAGAGUGUGCUAAACAGAUGUGUACUCUGCAGCUUCUUUGCAGGUUUUUUGUCACAUUUUUCAGUCAAGUGUUCCAGCUUUGUGCUUGUUCAUUAGAGUCACCUGUGACUACAGAGAUUCUGAAAGUUUGAAUCAGGGCCUGGGAAUCUGUACUUUGAACAGUACUACAGGUGGUAUUUAUGCCUAGGCAAGUAUGGGAAACAACUGUGCAGAAGGAUAAAGACGUUCUUAUCUAUGACUAGACCAUCUGAAUGAUUUGGCCUUUGAAGGUGACUCAAGGUUGAGCCUGGAUGUUGGAGACUUGGUGCUAUAGACCAAGGAAGCUGCCAAGUAUUUCGCUGGUUCCUAAUCUCAUGAACAUCAGAAUCACCUGAAAAACAUUUAAAGCUACGAAUGUCUGAAUUCAGCUUCAGAGACUCUAAAUCAAUAGGAGAAACUUAAAGCUUCCUAGAUGAUUCUAAUAACCAGCCAUGUUUGAAGACCAGACCACCAAUGCGUACAAGAAGUAAAGGAUUUGGAGUCAACAUUUAAACCUUGGUUCUUUCACUUUUAAUUCUUAUGAACUUGGGCAAAAGGAUUAAAAUUCUACUUUGGUAUCUUUUGAAAGAAAACAGAAAGUGGACAUUUUAACUAUAAGUUUCUUAUCAGCCUACAAUCAGAUGAAGGAAACUGAUCUAAUUAUCAUGGACCUGCGACAGUUUCUUAUGUGCCUGUCCCUGUGCACAGCCUUUGCCUUGAGCAAACCCACAGAAAAGAAGGACCGUGUACAUCAUGAGCCUCAGCUCAGUGACAAGGUUCACAAUGAUGCUCAGAGUUUUGAUUAUGACCAUGAUGCCUUCUUGGGUGCUGAAGAAGCAAAGACCUUUGAUCAGCUGACACCAGAAGAGAGCAAGGAAAGGCUUGGAAAGAUUGUAAGUAAAAUAGAUGGCGACAAGGACGGGUUUGUCACUGUGGAUGAGCUCAAAGACUGGAUUAAAUUUGCACAAAAGCGCUGGAUUUACGAGGAUGUAGAGCGACAGUGGAAGGGGCAUGACCUCAAUGAGGACGGCCUCGUUUCCUGGGAGGAGUAUAAAAAUGCCACCUACGGCUACGUUUUAGAUGAUCCAGAUCCUGAUGAUGGAUUUAACUAUAAACAGAUGAUGGUUAGAGAUGAGCGGAGGUUUAAAAUGGCAGACAAGGAUGGAGACCUCAUUGCCACCAAGGAGGAGUUCACAGCUUUCCUGCACCCUGAGGAGUAUGACUACAUGAAAGAUAUAGUAGUACAGGAAACAAUGGAAGAUAUAGAUAAGAAUGCUGAUGGUUUCAUUGAUCUAGAAGAGUAUAUUGGUGACAUGUACAGCCAUGAUGGGAAUACUGAUGAGCCAGAAUGGGUAAAGACAGAGCGAGAGCAGUUUGUUGAGUUUCGGGAUAAGAACCGUGAUGGGAAGAUGGACAAGGAAGAGACCAAAGACUGGAUCCUUCCCUCAGACUAUGAUCAUGCAGAGGCAGAAGCCAGGCACCUGGUCUAUGAAUCAGACCAAAACAAGGAUGGCAAGCUUACCAAGGAGGAGAUCGUUGACAAGUAUGACUUAUUUGUUGGCAGCCAGGCCACAGAUUUUGGGGAGGCCUUAGUACGGCAUGAUGAGUUCUGAGCUACGGAGGAACCCUCAUUUCCUCAAAAGUAAUUUAUUUUUACAGCUUCUGGUUUCACAUGAAAUUGUUUGCGCUACUGAGACUGUUACUACAAACUUUUUAAGACAUGAAAAGGCGUAAUGAAAACCAUCCCGUCCCCAUUCCUCCUCCUCUCUGAGGGACUGGAGGGAAGCCGUGCUUCUGAGGAACAACUCUAAUUAGUACACUUGUGUUUGUAGAUUUACACUUUGUAUUAUGUAUUAACAUGGCGUGUUUAUUUUUGUAUUUUUCUCUGGUUGGGAGUAUGAUAUGAAGGAUCAAGAUCCUCAACUCACACAUGUAGACAAACAUUAGCUCUUUACUCUUUCUCAACCCCUUUUAUGAUUUUAAUAAUUCUCACUUAACUAAUUUUGUAAGCCUGAGAUCAAUAAGAAAUGUUCAGGAGAGAGGAAAGAAAAAAAAUAUAUGCUCCACAAUUUAUAUUUAGAGAGAGAACACUUAGUCUUGCCUGUCAAAAAGUCCAACAUUUCAUAGGUAGUAGGGGCCACAUAUUACAUUCAGUUGCUAUAGGUCCAGCAACUGAACCUGCCAUUACCUGGGCAAGGAAAGAUCCCUUUGCUCUAGGAAAGCUUGGCCCAAAUUGAUUUUCUUCUUUUUCCCCCUGUAGGACUGACUGUUGGCUAAUUUUGUCAAGCACAGCUGUGGUGGGAAGAGUUAGGGCCAGUGUCUUGAAAAUCAAUCAAGUAGUGAAUGUGAUCUCUUUGCAGAGCUAUAGAUAGAAACAGCUGGAAAACUAAAGGAAAAAUACAAGUGUUUUCGGGGCAUACAUUUUUUUUCUGGGUGUGCAUCUGUUGAAAUGCUCAAGACUUAAUUAUUUGCCUUUUGAAAUCACUGUAAAUGCCCCCAUCCGGUUCCUCUUCUUCCCAGGUGUGCCAAGGAAUUAAUCUUGGUUUCACUACAAUUAAAAUUCACUCCUUUCCAAUCAUGUCAUUGAAAGUGCCUUUAACGAAAGAAAUGGUCACUGAAUGGGAAUUCUCUUAAGAAACCCUGAGAUUAAAAAAAGACUAUUUGGAUAACUUAUAGGAAAGCCUAGAACCUCCCAGUAGAGUGGGGAUUUUUUUCUUCUUCCCUUUCUCUUUUGGACAAUAGUUAAAUUAGCAGUAUUAGUUAUGAGUUUGGUUGCAGUGUUCUUAUCUUGUGGGCUGAUUUCCAAAAACCACAUGCUGCUGAAUUUACCAGGGAUCCUCAUACCUCACAAUGCAAACCACUUACUACCAGGCCUUUUUCUGUGUCCACUGGAGAGCUUGAGCUCACACUCAAAGAUCAGAGGACCUACAGAGAGGGCUCUUUGGUUUGAGGACCAUGGCUUACCUUUCCUGCCUUUGACCCAUCACACCCCAUUUCCUCCUCUUUCCCUCUCCCCGCUGCCAAAAAAAAAAAAAAAGGAAACGUUUAUCAUGAAUCAACAGGGUUUCAGUCCUUAUCAAAGAGAGAUGUGGAAAGAGCUAAAGAAACCACCCUUUGUUCCCAACUCCACUUUACCCAUAUUUUAUGCAACACAAACACUGUCCUUUUGGGUCCCUUUCUUACAGAUGGACCUCUUGAGAAGAAUUAUCGUAUUCCACGUUUUUAGCCCUCAGGUUACCAAGAUAAAUAUAUGUAUAUAUAACCUUUAUUAUUGCUAUAUCUUUGUGGAUAAUACAUUCAGGUGGUGCUGGGUGAUUUAUUAUAAUCUGAACCUAGGUAUAUCCUUUGGUCUUCCACAGUCAUGUUGAGGUGGGCUCCCUGGUAUGGUAAAAAGCCAGGUAUAAUGUAACUUCACCCCAGCCUUUGUACUAAGCUCUUGAUAGUGGAUAUACUCUUUUAAGUUUAGCCCCAAUAUAGGGUAAUGGAAAUUUCCUGCCCUCUGGGUUCCCCAUUUUUACUAUUAAGAAGACCAGUGAUAAUUUAAUAAUGCCACCAACUCUGGCUUAGUUAAGUGAGAGUGUGAACUGUGUGGCAAGAGAGCCUCACACCUCACUAGGUGCAGAGAGCCCAGGCCUUAUGUUAAAAUCAUGCACUUGAAAAGCAAACCUUAAUCUGCAAAGACAGCAGCAAGCAUUAUACGGUCAUCUUGAAUGAUCCCUUUGAAAUUUUUUUUUUGUUUGUUUGUUUAAAUCAAGCCUGAGGCUGGUGAACAGUAGCUACACACCCAUAUUGUGUGUUCUGUGAAUGCUAGCUCUCUUGAAUUUGGAUAUUGGUUAUUUUUUAUAGAGUGUAAACCAAGUUUUAUAUUCUGCAAUGCGAACAGGUACCUAUCUGUUUCUAAAUAAAACUGUUUACAUUCAUUAUGGGGUAUGUAUGACCUUCAUUUUCCAAGAAAUAGAACUCUAGCUUAGAAUUAUGGAUGCUCUAAAAUGUCAGAAUGGGAACUCUCCUCGAAGUUCUCCCAAACUCAGAGACAGCACUGCCUUCUCCUAAAUGAUUAUUCUUUUCUCCCUGUUUUCUGGUAUUUUCUAGCAUCCUUCUCACCACAGCCAUAACCCUUUUUUACUUCCAUUAGGCCGUAUAACUGGAGAGACCUGCUGCUCGUUAUAUAAUUAUCUGAUACCAAACACAAGCGAUUCUGAAUGUACACACACGUUUAUCUAUAGAGCAUAAGGUAAAACAAUUUUGUUUAACAUUUUGGUAUUGUUUACAAAUGUUAUUAAAACAUGCAAAUUCAUUUUGAGAACCUCGAGAGAAUUAAACUAUUAACUUUAGUAAACACACAGUUUAAGACAAAUAUAAAGGUUUAGCCAAAUGCAACGGGGAGGAAGCACCUGGAAUAAUUUGUGCUUGCUCAGGGGCUUGUGGACAUGGCUGUUCCUGCCAAAGCUGUAGCAGUUAUCCAAAAGUUCUUUCAAACUCAUAUUUGGGGCCACUGAGUUUUUUUUGUUUUUUUUUUUGUUUUGUUUUGUUUUUUCUUUAUGUCUCUCCCAUUUCUAAAGUGUUUUCUUAAGUUUGUUCUAAUUCAGCAUAUAUCAUCUCAGAAUGGAUCCCCAGCAGGAAAAAAAAAAAAAGUUACUAAAAAGGAAAGUAUCCAUACACUGAAAACUUAAAGCAUAUUCCUUUUUGGUUGCCUUGUAUGUAGAAAUCAGUUCUCCAAGUGCUGUGAAUGGUGCCACUUAGGAGUAGAAACUGAUGAUUGUUGAAAUGGCCUUUGGGUGGUCUGAAAUAGACCAGUGGAAACAGUAGCUUUGUAGGCAAGAAGGCAAUAGUAAGAAAAUGAAAAAUUGACUCCCCAAACUGCCAUCACUCCUUUUACCAUCUUUUUUGUGUUUUUAGUAGUUUGGUUUCUGACGGAGACAAUAGAAACUUACUUAAAAGUAAAAUUUAAUUCUAGCUGUUGCAAACAGGCCAAUAUUGGGUCCUCAGUUGGGGCCAACUUGGGUAGACGAGACAGUAGAAACUUCUGUUUUCUGGGAGCUGCAUGUGUCGGAUUCAUCUGUCAUGGCCUUCCCACACACCAUCUUCAUGAUGCAAGCUUGGAACUGGAGAGAAAGGUACAAUUGGAGAUAACCUUGGCAGAUGAGGAAGUAUGGGAAAAAAGACCUUAUUCUCUGUAUCACCAAAGCCUUGCACAAUGCUUUGUACCCAGAAUGCCCUUAGGUGGUUUUGAAUCUAUCUUCCCCAUCCUGAAAACUAUCUAGAUUCCAGUCUAGAACUACUCCUGGGUCUACGGUAAUCCUAAACUGGUCAAGUCUGAGACCUCACUGUUGGUAAAUUCACAAACCAUCCUGCUUCAUAAAAGCACUGUCAGCAGAGGCCCCUCCAUUACUAGCAGGUGCUCCCAGCUGGAAAGGACUGCCAAUUCUCUUCUAUCCAGGGAGGUUUCAAAUUAGUUUUGAGUCUACCUCUGGGAUUGAGGAAACAAUACCAUCUGAAAGUAGGGUUUUUGCCACUUAGGGUUUGGUGUUUAUUAGCUCGGAUUUCAGAUGGGAUAGGAAAUCCCCCAGUACCUUCAGAUGAUAAGAUAUUUUAGAGAUUUUUGCAUGUGGUAUGAUUUCUGUGCUUCACACAUGCUCGUGCAGGCUAAAAGUUGGAAGGGAAAUGAUUAAGAAAUUAUUAAAUGCAAGGACUGAAAAUUGAGAGGAAUCUGAGUUUUUAUUUUUAUUUUUUUAAUUUUAUUUAAGUUCCAGGAUACAUGUGCAGGAUGUGCAGGUUUGUUACAUAGGUAAACGUGUGCCAUGGUGGUUUGCUGCACGAGUUUUUCAAUAAAAUGCUUUCAUUCA
Molecule: messenger RNA, 6081 nt
Organism: Homo sapiens (human)
Lineage: Eukaryota; Metazoa; Chordata; Mammalia; Primates; Hominidae
Gene: CALU
Product: calumenin
Exons: 8
Coding region: 877-1848 (323 amino acids)
Cellular component (GO): melanosome; endoplasmic reticulum membrane; Golgi apparatus
Molecular function (GO): calcium ion binding
Source: RefSeq, marked reviewed